Molecule: messenger RNA, 4067 nt
Organism: Entelurus aequoreus (snake pipefish)
Lineage: Eukaryota; Metazoa; Chordata; Actinopteri; Syngnathiformes; Syngnathidae
Product: inositol-trisphosphate 3-kinase B-like
Exons: 11
Coding region: 426-2642 (738 amino acids)
Biological process (GO): inositol phosphate biosynthetic process
Cellular component (GO): cytoplasm; nucleus
Molecular function (GO): inositol-1,4,5-trisphosphate 3-kinase activity; inositol tetrakisphosphate kinase activity
Source: RefSeq, a predicted model, not a curated record
GACGGUGGCGCGCACGUACGGAGGUCCCCCUCACUCGCUGAUGGAGUUGUGGAGCUGCUCACAUGGCGCCAGGCACCUCCCGGACAGUCUCCCCCGGGCCAGAUGUCAUCUCUGCUGGGGUUUAGCUACACGAACCAGGGGAUAUCGUUUAAGGAAGACGGUCGCUUCCAGCUGGUGUGGAAGUCUUCGUGGAGUUGCUUGGCUAGCUCAGACGGCGAACGAAGUUGUGAGCAGCCCCUAAAAACUUGAAUACAUUUAUUUUUAAUCAUUCUUGAGUCGUUUAGAAGAAGACAUUUUGCAGAGUUUUUAAGCAGGGAUUUUAAAAACUGGCCUGUGCUGACUCUACAAGGUAUUCUUUGGAACUACUUACAUUUAAAGCGUAGCCAGUCAGAUGUGCCUUCAGGUCCCCUGUUUCUGCUGGGGGGAUGGCAGCGUCUGCCUUAAACCUGAACAGUUUUGAAAUGAUGAACAGCGGUAAUCAGUUUCACAACCAGCAAGGUUCCACUGGUACCAGCUCCCGAGAUAGCUCCAAGCUCCCGGUUGGCAGGCCGGUGCUGCAGGUUCCUGAUCGGGGGACCUACUGUCAGCUUUUGGGUGGAGGUCACUACAGCUCAACCAGCCCUAAAGUACAUAUGAGUGACACUCUCACCACUGCCCCUCGUACUCGCUCCCCUUCGCCGCCGUGCCCGGGCCUCCUCGGGGUCAAUGUGGGCCAGCGCGUCCGACGGCUGAGCUCGCCCAGCUGCGAGGAGAGAGCUGAGCAGGAAGAGUUGGGAGCAUUGGGAGGAUGUGGAGUAAAGCAAGAGGAGAAGAGACGCCAAGAUCAACUGUUGCAGAUUCACAGAGAGCUGCAGAACGUGGAGGUCAAAGGAAAAGUGGGCAUUUUCGAAGCCCACAUUUCUGGGAUGCGUGCCCACGUGCUUAACAGCGAGCUCCAACGCAGCCCUCGCUCGGCGAGACGAGGGACGACGGGCCAAGUCCCACCCCACCCCAGCCAUUGUAACGCAGACCACCAAUGUUCAAUGACCCGCGCCCAACACAGUCAAGUUCCUCCUGUUUUACAAAACGGGAGAGAAGGGGAGGAUGAAGAAGGAGAGAGAAGAAGAGAAGAAAGUAGUGUCAUUAAAAUAAACUACUGCGAGGCAAAUACAUUGUGUGGUCGGAAUGGUGGCCUUUCAGAAACAAUACAAACUUUAGAUAGACCACUUUUUGUGCACAGUCCCCCGGAGACUUCGGAGCAGCUGGAAGCUAAAGAUGGAGAUAUAAAAGAGGACAGUGGGGAAAAGGAAAAUAAACAAACAGCAGGAGAUGACGGAUAUUCAAGGACGAGAGAAGUGAGAGCAAGACACCAGUCGGGUCCUAAGGUGUUGCUCCAGAUAGAGGCCGACAUGCUGGAAGCUAACCCCGAAACCUCUGCUUCAUCUGACCCUCAAAGAAGCAAGAGUCCCCCUCUUCUGCUGCAUCAUCCCUCUCCCUCCAUCCCCGCCGUCAUUGUCACAGACCACGGUCUAGAAGGCCUUCUUCAAACAGCGGAUCAUGGGGGCACCCCUACCCCUAUCCCUGGCCCCGCGUCCAUAUGGAACACCUCAGCACGCUCCCUCAGGAAGCUGUCUUCCUCAUCAGCCUCUUCCGCCGGGUUCUCCUCGUCUUGGGAAGAGUCAGAGGAGGAUAUUUCCAGUGACACGGAGAAAGGGGAACAACUUCUCAACCCUGCGCAACUCAGCUGUCAACAGAAAGCACACAAGUCAUGGAAAAAGAUCAAGAACAUGGUUCACUGGUCUCCAUUUGUUAUGUCCUUCAAAAAGAAAUAUCCCUGGAUACAACUGGCAGGACAUGCAGGGAGCUUCAAGGCUGGAGCAAAUGGACGCAUAUUAAAAAAACACUGUGAAUGCGAGCAGCGCUGUCUGUCCAUGCUGAUGAAGGACGUGCUUUGCCCCUAUGUCCCCGGUUACCAUGGAGACAUCGAGAAAGACGGACAGAAGUACAACCAGAUGGAGGACCUGCUAGCUGAGUUUGAUUACCCAUGCGUGAUGGACUGCAAGAUGGGAGUUAGGACGUAUCUGGAGGAAGAGUUGACCAAGGCCCGGAAGAAGCCCACCCCGAGACCAGACAUGUACCAGAAGAUGAUCGAGGUGGACUCUGAGGCGCCGACGUCCGAGGAAAAAGAGCAGAAGGUGGUCUCCAAGCCCAGAUACAUGCAGUGGAGGGAGACCAUCAGCUCCACCGCGACGCUUGGCUUCAGGAUAGAAGGAGUCAAGAAAGAGGACGGGACUGUGAACAGAGACUUUAAGAGGACAAAAACACGCGAGCAAGUGAUGGCGGCGUUCCGUGACUUUGUCAAAGGCAACAACGACAUACUAAAUUGUUACAUAGCCAGGCUAAAGGAAAUCAGGGCCGUUCUGGAGAUGUCACUGUUCUUCAAAACUCAUGAGGUUAUUGGCAGCUCCUUGUUGUUCGUUCACGACAGCAAAGGGAGAGCCAAAGUGUGGAUGAUCGACUUUGGGAAGACCACUGCUCUACCAGAAGGAGAGGAGCUAAACCACCAUACAUCCUGGCAAGAAGGAAACAGGGAGGACGGUUACCUUUUUGGACUGGAUAAUUUGGUGGACAUCAUUUCUUGUGUGUCGAACACUGAAACUUGAGUUUUAUUUUUAUGUAAACCCAGCAGAAAGGUUCAGACACACACAUUAUUGCCUUAAACGUUUGGGAAGGACAUUGCACGUUUGCAGAAAAACACUCAAGCUUUCUAAUGUCUUAUGGAACAGAGCAAGAAAUUCACACCUUUAAUGCACAUUACAAGUUACACUUUAGUGACCCCUGGUGGAAGUCUGAGGAAAGACAAACUUAUUGUUUCGUUAUUUGAAAGAAACCACAUACAACUUAUGCAAACUGGUACAUUGCCAUUAUAACAUAACAUAUAAUAACCUCCAAUGUUCAAAACUAACCAUUCAGGCCUGAAAAAAAGAUUAUUUAAAAUAUUUCCAGCUAUUUCUAAGUAUAUGUAAGAUUUGUAAAACAAAAAUAUCUUAAUUUCAGAAACUUGCCUGCACUUCAGAUGAGUUAAGUAUGUUUUACUUUCUAACUUUAGUGGAGCGAAAUUUUAAAAUGACAGCUAAAUUUACACAAGCUCUUACCUGUUGUGUUAUUUUGCUCCUGGGAUUUGUUCAAACGCUGUACAGUAAGUAGAUGAUUGUUUUUAUUGUAUAUUUUUUCAGUUGAACAUGAUUUUAGUGCACUCCAAGUCCUGCUGAACACUUACUUUAUUUAAAAUGUCUUACCCUCAUUUGUAAAUUAUGGCUUAUUAUUUUAGGUCUUAAAUGAGUGCGUGUUUAUUCGGGUCAUAAAGGUUGCUUUUGAAUUUGUGCCUCACUAUUUAUGACAUAUUUGGUUUGAGCUGAAAGUGAAGUGUGUGUUCUACCACCUUAUCUCAUUUGGAAUCUGAUGAUAUGACAGAAGAGAAGACCAGACUCACACUUAUUUUGUGAAUUGAUGGAUGCUACAAAUGUGUCUUUUUUUCAAGUGGUAUUGUGCAAUCUGUGCCUUACUGUGCAGUCUUCCUGUUCAACAGCUAGGAGUGUCAUGUAGCAGCCGGAGAGACACUUGUUUUUGUUGGACAAAAAAUAUUGAUUUUAUUUUGAAGGGUCAAUCCCGGCAAAAGUGCUCAUGUUUCCGGUUUGUUGUGCCACACUUAUACAUUGUGUUGAGUACAUGUUUGCAGUGGCUUAGAUGUUCACGUGGCCCAUGCAGUGCCUUCUUUCAUAGUUUCAGUUUUGUUUUUACACACUAAAAACAUUGUAACCCGACAUGUGCAGGUAGUUGACUAGCUUUGCUUUUGAGUUAUUUAACCAAUUCCAGUCGUAAAUAAACCAAGUGGAUUCUGUUACAUUACAGUUACUACUAUUUAAGCUACAAUGGAGAAAACACGUCUUUAAAUAUUGCUGUGAUACCAAAUCGUUGACAUAUGUCCCCGAAUGUGCACUUAAACAUUGUAUUAGCAUGUAUUAUAUUUGCUGGUUUGAAUAUUUAUUAUUAUAUGGAUGGUUUCUUAAAAGAAUGGUGAAAACAUG